AUUUAAUAUUUGUAGUCCGAAGAAAUCGAACUCGAACUCAAAAAAAAAAAAAAAAAAAAAAAAGGAAAACUCGAAAAACUGUCGCUGAGAGUUUCGUUGGCUGUGAUUGAGUGCUCCCAUGGCGCCCUCCAAGCUCGCCAUUCUCUCGAUUUUUCUUGCCCUAAUUUUCUCCCAGAUUCGGGCUGACAGGCCACGAUUUAAACUCCCGGAAGGCUUAUUGUUCUUUAAACGCCCGGAAGGCUCAUCGUUCGACCCGUCCACUUCGAAUACAGAAGAAAACGAAAUAAAAGAGAACAACGAGCUUAUAAAAGAGAAGGAGAAAGUAAUUCAACCCAACUUGGAUAAAAUUUCUUCGAUGGAACUCCAACUAAAAAAGAACGAUAAGCUUAUAAAAGAGAAGGAGAAAGAAAUUCAACACAACUUGGAUAGAAUUUCUUGGAUGGAACUCCAACUAAAAAAGAACAAUGAGCUUAUAAAAGAGAAGGAGAAAGUAAUUCAACACAACUUGGAUAGAAUUUCUUCGAUGGAACUCCAACUAAAAAAGAACAAUGAGCUUAUAAAAGAGAAGGAGAAAGUAAUUCAGCAGAAAUCGGAUAUAAUUUCUUCCUUGCGGAGUGAAAUCGAGUCUCUCCAGAAAAACGGGUCAUUAGUUGAGCAGCAGGUUGGGAAGGCUCAAGCCCGUGCCGAUGAACUAGAGAAAAAGGUUAAUGAACUUGAACAGAAAUUACAAUCGCAACGUAAAGAGAAAGAAGACUUGGAAUCCCGGGCAAAUGAAGCUGAGGAGAAGAUCAAUGGUUUGCUUUCAGAAAUAAAGAAUACUGGGAAGACUAAUGAGGAGCAGGAGACCAAAAUCCGUAAAACUGAGCAUGCUCUUGAAGUUAAAGUGGCUGAGGUGGAAAUGUGGAAGGCGAAAUUUGAAGCUACUCUAAAAGCAAAAGUGUUAAAUGAGGUUAACGAAGAUCGGAUAAAUGAAGCUCAUAAGAAGAUUGAUGAUUUGGUUUCCAAAAUAGAGAAUGUUAACGAACUUGAAAAGGAAUUACAAUCGCAAAGUCAUGAGAAAGGGGACUUGAAAGACCGGGUAAAUGAAGCUGAGAAGAAGAUAGAUGAUUUGAUUUCAAAAAUAAAGAAUGUUAAUGAAUUUGAAAAGGAAUUACAAUUGCAACGUAAUGAGAAAGGGGACUUGAAAGACCGGUUAAAUGAAGUUGAGAAGAAGAUCGAUGAUUUACUUUCAAAAAUAGAGAACGCUCUGGAGAAAAAAGCCCAGGCUGAAAAGUGGGCUGAACCCCAUGUGGAAACAACGAAAACUAAAUGGAUCCCUGCAAUCAAGGAACAAUGGCUGGUGGUGAAGGAUACUGUUGAACUUCAUGUGAUAUCGUUGAGUAAUACAACUAUUGAAGUUUAUGAGGUUUCAAAGACUACAAUAGCUCCACAUGUUAUAAAAGCACAAGAAGUUGUUGAUCUUUACUUUCAGGAAGCAAAAAAGUUCAGCGAGCCAUAUGUUGAUCUGCUGACCACUGUGACAAAACCUCAUGUCGAUAAGGCAGUUAUUGCCUACGAGAAGUUUCUCAAAUCUGCAUCAACAUACCAUCAUCAGGUUCAAGGGACAGUAAAAGAUUUGCUGAAGAGGCAUGAACUGACAAGACCUCUUGCUAUAAAGGAGUUGGAGUGGUUUGCGGCCUCGGCUUUGGUGGCCCUGCUCAUCAUAAUUCUGUUCAGAAUUUUCUCUUCACUUUUCUGUACAAAGACUAAAAAACCUGUUCCAGGUUCCAACCAUGCGCGUCGUAACGCUAAAAGGGGCCAUCCAGAGAAGUAAGCUGCUACUGGCUUUGUUUACAUGUCCUUUUUCCGUGCAUGAUUGAAUCGUCUGUGUAAAAUGUUAGAAACUGUGAUGCACCAGUUAGACGUUAAGAUAAGUCUAGGAGUUGGUGGUGGUGGGCGGCUUUUACUUAUGUUGUUGAAAGGUGUAUUUUAGUUUAUCUUUUUAGUGUAUUUGGAAUAAAAGCUGACAAACUACAUAUCAAUAUUAUUCUAUAUAAGUGGGGUUACGAUCAUAAAUAA
Molecule: messenger RNA, 2058 nt
Organism: Pyrus x bretschneideri (Chinese white pear)
Lineage: Eukaryota; Viridiplantae; Streptophyta; Magnoliopsida; Rosales; Rosaceae
Product: intracellular protein transport protein USO1-like
Exons: 15
Coding region: 119-1813 (564 amino acids)
Source: RefSeq, a predicted model, not a curated record